AUGCGCUUCAAGUGCCAGAUCAAGAAUGUGAACCUCUUUGCGAAGUUUUGUGCCUCCCUGGCCUCCCUCGGUCAAAUCGCCUGGUGUCGUUUGAAUGAUGAAGAUGUCCAGUUUACCAUUGUGCCCGAUAAAGGUAGUCAGGUAUGGUCGGUCCUGAAAAUCGAAACGGUGUUCGACAUUGAGAGCUAUAUUCUUCAGUCGGCUUCAGAGAAAAACACCAUCAACCUCGAAGUUCCCAUCCAAGCCCUUUCUCGGGCACUGAGGUCGGCGUACGGAGCAACAUCAACACAAAUUCGGUUGACCAAGAAAGACAAUGUGCCCAUGCUGUCUUUGACCAUCAUCACCAAUACAUUUAGCAGUGGAAACAAUGCCGUUGCAGUCCCGGCCGCCGCCACUGAAGGAGCCGUUCCAGACGAAUUCGACUUCAACGACGAUUUUGCUGCUCCAUCAAUGACACCCGCCAAUCGUGGUGGUCCUCGAGAAAGAGAAACAAUCAUUACACAAGAUAUCCCCGUGAAAGUCCUGUCAAUGGAAGUGGUCGAACGAAUCCACCAACCGCGUACUCAAGAGCCAGACGUCAACAUCUACCUUCCACCAUUGGCCCAAGUAAAGACCAUUUCCGAGCGAUUUACCCGCCUUGCUAUAGCUACUUCCAAGUCCUCUUCAUCCACUAGCCCUCGCCUCGAACUCAGUGCCAACAUGCAUGGCUCUCUAAAAAUAUCACUCAAGACCGACGCUCUAAAUAUCACAAGCCGCUGGACAGGCCUCACCAACCCAGAACUUGAUCCUGCACAAUUUCAAGACGGACUAGAAGGUGUACGAAACCACCCGAGUACCAAGAUGAAGGAGCUCGCCGGCCCCAAUGGUGAAAAUGAAGCCGGUUGGUCCAAAGUGAGAAUUGAUGCCAAAGACUGGUCCCGAGUCCUCAGUGUUGGGAGGGUCAGUGCUCGAGUCAUUGCAUGCUUCAUCAACGAUGGUGGUCUGGUCAUGUAUGUCUACUUACCCAACGAUGAAAAUGGCAGUGAGGAUGAGUCGUGUUUAACGGUAAGCCUGGGAUCCCUCACUUGUGAUCCAUGA
Molecule: messenger RNA, 1077 nt
Organism: Exophiala bonariae
Lineage: Eukaryota; Fungi; Ascomycota; Eurotiomycetes; Chaetothyriales; Herpotrichiellaceae
Exons: 2
Coding region: 1-1077 (358 amino acids)
Biological process (GO): double-strand break repair via homologous recombination; nucleotide-excision repair; telomere maintenance
Cellular component (GO): checkpoint clamp complex; nucleolus; site of double-strand break
Source: RefSeq, a predicted model, not a curated record